GAAGUUGGGCCGAGUUUUCGUGCGGGUAUCACUGUAGCCGCGAUGUGAUUGGUAGAUUUUUAUCACGUGUGGAGGUCGACAGUGUUAUGGACCAAUCAGAGAGCAGUACUUUGUGUGGGCGACGUUUUGAUUGGCUCCAGCUGUACAGCGUUUCUUUUGCAGCUAUUUUUUUGCUGGGUUUGUCGUCAGAAUUGAAUUUGCGCGCAACCGCCAAGACCACGUUGACCACGAUGCCCGUGAGCCGCGAGCUGAAGAACAAGAAGAACGACCACAAGGACCGCCAGUCGCGAGGCCGAGCCGGGUCGGGCGCUGAACCCAAGAAAGGCGGCGCCGGCGGCCAUAACUGGGGAAGCGUUCUCGAACAUGCGGAAGCCGAUGCGGCUUUGGACCGACGCGACCCCAACUACGACAGCUCGGACGAAGGCAAGCGGUAGUCGACAUCGCCUCGUCCAUGACGACGACGAUCUAAAUCUAUAAAAAUGACCUCUUGACCAAAUA
This is a messenger RNA of Aphanomyces invadans, 498 nucleotides long. RefSeq lists its product as hypothetical. NCBI's taxonomy places the organism in Eukaryota, Oomycota, Saprolegniomycetes, Saprolegniales, Verrucalvaceae. The transcript has a single exon. The record is from RefSeq and is a predicted model, not a curated record. The coding region runs from base 87 to 434 and encodes 115 amino acids.